GGAGCGAGCGCUCGGGCCCGAGGGAGCCGGACGCUCCGGGCGGCCGCCGCCUCCGCCGCCGCCUGGCCCGAGGGGGUGGGGGACGGGCGAGCCCCGAUGCCGGGGGAGACGGAGGAGCCGAGACCCCCGGAGGAGCAGCAGCAGCAGGACCCGGAAGGGGCGCAGGCGGCUCCGGGGCACGCCAAGCCACGGCCCCCUGAGGCGGCGGCGGCGGCAGGGACGCCCGCGGGGACCACGAACAGCCGCGUGCUGAGGGGAGGUCGGGAUCGAGGCCGGGCCGCCGCCGCGGCUGCUGCUGCUGCUGCUGCUGCCGCGGCCGCCGUGUCCCGCCGGAGGAAGGCCGAGUAUCCCCGCCGGCGGAGGAGCAGCCCGAGCGCCAGGCCUCUCGACGCCCCGGGCCAGCCGUCCCAGGCCAGCAAGCCCCCGUCUCCGGCUCAGGGCAAGAGGAGUCCGCGGCUCGGAUGUGUAGACAAAGUAGCAACUGAUAAAGAUCCCAAGGAAGAGAAGGAGGAAGAACCCAACUCUGCCCUCUCUCAGGAAGUUUCUGCUGCUGCGACCCGACCUGGCCGGGGCUGGCGCAGUAGUAGCAGGACAUCUGUCUCUCGCCAUCGCGACACAGAGAAUACUCGAAGCUCUAGGUCCAAGACCGGUUCGUUGCAGCUCAUCUGCAAGUCAGAACCAAAUACAGAUCAGCUGGAUUAUGAAGUUGCAGAAGAACAUCAGUCCACAGGUGGCAUUAGUAGUGAUGAGGAAGAGGAGGAGGAAGAGAUGUUAAUCAGUGAAGAGGAAAUACCUUUUAAAGAUGACCCAAGAGAUGAGACCUACAAACCCCACUUAGAAAGGGAGACCCCAAAGCCACGGAGAAAAUCAGCGAAGGUCAAAGAAGAGAAGGAGAAGAAGGAAAUCAAAGUGGAAGUAGAGGUGGAGGUGAAAGAAGAGGAGAGUGAGAUUAGAGAAGAUGAGGAACCUCCUAGGAAGAGGGGAAGAAGACGAAAAGAUGAUAAAAGUCCACGUUUACCCAAAAGAAGGAAAAAACCUCCGAUUCAGUAUGUCCGCUGUGAGAUGGAGGGAUGUGGAACUGUUCUGGCUCACCCUCGUUACUUGCAGCACCAUAUUAAGUACCAGCAUUUGCUGAAGAAGAAAUAUGUAUGUCCCCAUCCCUCCUGUGGACGACUUUUCAGGCUCCAGAAGCAACUUCUGCGACAUGCCAAGCAUCACACAGAUCAAAGAGAUUAUAUCUGUGAAUAUUGUGCUCGGGCCUUUAAGAGCUCCCACAACCUGGCAGUACACCGGAUGAUUCACACUGGCGAGAAGCCAUUACAAUGUGAGAUCUGUGGAUUUACUUGUCGACAAAAGGCGUCCCUUAAUUGGCACAUGAAGAAGCAUGAUGCAGACUCCUUCUACCAGUUUUCUUGCAAUAUCUGUGGCAAAAAAUUUGAGAAGAAGGACAGCGUGGUGGCUCACAAAGCAAAAAGCCAUCCUGAGGUGCUGAUCGCAGAAGCUCUUGCUGCCAAUGCAGGCGCCCUCAUCACCAGCACAGAUAUCUUGGGCACUAACCCAGAGUCCCUGACACAACCUGCGGACGGGCAGGGUCUUCCUCUUCUUCCUGAGCCUUUGGGAAACUCAACCUCUGGAGAGUGCCUGCUGCUAGAAGCUGAGGGGGUGUCAAAGUCAUACUGCAGUGGUGCAGAACGGGUGAGCCUGAUGGCUGAUGGGAAGAUCUUUGUGGGAAGCGGGAGCAGUGGGGGCACUGAAGGGCUGGUCAUGAACUCGGAUAUACUCGGUGCUACCACAGAGGUUCUGAUUGAAGAUUCAGACUCUACUGGACCUUAGUGGGAAAGAAGACUUUGGGCACUGGAACAGCUCAGACUUUGUAUUUAAAAUAUAAAAGGACAAAAAAAAUUUAAAGCAUUUAAAAUCUAGUAAAAUAACUGAAGGGCCUGCUUUUUCCAUUGUGGAUCACAGCACAUACACACCCAUCCCCUGUCCUCCUUCUGUUGCCCCCCUUAUAAACACUGAUGUUGCCUUUACCAGCAAGGUAGACAAAAAUACAGCAGCAGCAGCUCUUAAGUGAGGGUUAUCCUCAUAGUUCCAGCCAGUGCGGAUUCCUGGUCACUGGCACACCCCUUCUUCCAACCUGUAACUGAUGUGCUCUGGAUCAGCUUUUAACUUACUAGUAUAUUACUGUCUUCUAAAUCCCUUCUCCUCUAUUGCUGCCCUAUGGUUCUGGCUUCUACCCACCGCAGCACACUUACCCUCAAAUAUAUAAUUCUAAUCUCUGGAGGCUGGCAGCUUGACUUGGCACUUUAGGACCCCUUAGUAGGGUGAGCUGUUAAGACAGCACACAUCUCUCGCCCUCUCUUCCUCCAUUCCCAACUGGGCUUUGGAAAGGAAGGAUACGCGGGGACCACCUCCCUUCUAUGAUCCCAGCACCUCAGUCCCCCUUUCACACCUCCAUAUGGCUCUUAAUGGUGCUCACUUGCUUGGAAGCAGGCUCCCAAGAGGGAGGGGCUGCCCUCAGCACAGUCCCUUUGACUGUAAGACAGAGCUCUGUGUCAGUGAGACAGAAAAGUCCCAGGCUAAUGGCAGAAAUUUGCACUUUGAACAUGUGUGUUUUUGUGUUGUGGAACCUGAGAUUCCUUAUUUAUUAAUGGAAAGUCUGAUUUUUUUGGGGGGGUGGGGGAGGGUCUUUGUUGCUAUAUUUUGUGGGGCUGUGAGAGAUUAGAUUAUUCUGACAUGGGACCCUUUCCACAAGAGGUACUUUGAAGGCAAGGCAUAGGGUUAAAGAAGCACAGCCAGCCUCUCAAAUCAUAGCUCUCCAGUGGCCUUGAAAGAAAGCUGGUCCUCAGCACUAACAGAUUCACUACAAUAGCCUACUGUUCUUUUGUCAGCCUUCUUAGGGAAGGAUGUUACUAGGUUUGUGGUAACUAGUGUGCUCUUGGAAAUUUGUAGAGCGUUGAGAUUUAGUUAUUUUAAGGGGAUGUUGGAGGGUGUUCAGGGUCUGAAUUACAGAUAACAGAUUAUUCUUGUAAAUUCUACUUUGUUUUUCCCACCAUUUCUUUAUGCUUCCCUGUUGGUGCAGCUUAGCCUCUUGCUUGCUUUUUGUUUUGUUUUUUUGCUUUGCUUUAUCAUCGGUUCAUUCCAGUUCCCUGUUAGUGAAGAAUAUUGCCAUUAGUGAAGGAACAAAGUCUACAAGUCCUAAAGUUUUAAGUCAAAGAAAGCUGCUCUGUUUGCUUUAGUAAUGCUUCAGAAGAGACACUUUAAUGGACAAGUUGGUUAUCUUUGUAAUAAAGGCUUUGGCGUUCACGUGAAAUUCUGGGGAUUGCCACUCCCCCCGACAGAGUGAUUUCCACGGGUAUGUAAAAGUUCCUAACACCACAAGGCCAAAAAUGUAUUGGGGCUCAUUUUUAGAGAACAAGAGGGUGACUCCUAGCCUGUCGACCUCGGAAGUUGAAGACUGGCCCUGGUCGUUGUGCACGGUUACGAGUGUAUGAUGGCUGUUGGAAAGAAUGAAGAUUUGCUGAGAACAAAGGAAGGAACAGCUUGUUUUUCACAAACACUAAAACUACAAAAUUUAUCAGUUUUCUCUCUGAUUUAUUUUUUCCCAGAAAGGAGGAUAAUAAAUGUCAUCUCUGAAAGAGACUUACUGUGCAACCCGCUGUGUCAGUGGUCGGGGUGCCAGGGAACAGGGAGGGAGACACCUACAGUGAGCAGCCUGAAGUGCACUAUUGUUUCUCACAGUGUUCAUUGGGGGGGAAGCAAAUGGGGUGAGGAUAGAAGGGAUGCAGAGUGUGCUUCCCUGCCCACAGGAAAUACUCAGAGUUGACUUUAAUAUGUUGAGUAGAUUUAAAAAUAGAAUUGAUUGGAUGCCUCUUCAGCAAAGUUGUUCCACUCCCAAAUAAGUCUGUUUUGUACUGUUUGAUUAGUUAGUAUCUGUAGUCCACACUUAGUUUUGACUUUGCCACAUGUGAAUGAACUUUGUCUCCAUAAAUCUAAUUUGCAGUGAUUAGUCAUCAGAUAUUUUAACUACCUACACAAAAGCAAACUAUCUUUGUAUGAGAUAGGGAAAAAUAUGUUGUUCUCCUUGCCUACUAAAACUAACUGAAUAGUCCUAAUAAUUAGGAACUUGUGUUCUUUUUUCUCUUAUUUUUUUCCCCCAGAACUAUCAUUGCCUACAGUAAAUUAUUGUAGCGCCUUGCAGUAGAGUUGUAAAAAUAUUCUUAGGAACUUUUCAUUUUGCUUUUGAGAAAGGGGUGCUAGGAUGGUGAGUUUGUGUAAGUAAACUAAGUUCUCUUCCAUCUCCUGUCAGUUCUCCAUGCUGUUUCGUUGUCCUUACACAAAGGUCUUCUCGUCUUUAGAUUUUGCAUUUCCAGUUCUCAUUAGAUAAAUUACGUUACCUUCUAAACAACCCAUAACCGCUGCAUGUUAGCCAUCUUGAGUUGGCAAUCCUAAAUUCUGAUAACAGAGUUUUGGAUAUAGCUAUUAAGUAUCUCUGAGAGAUGUACUUCCUCGUCAUGAUUGCCCAGGGUUAUUUUGCCAUAAUUAGACUCCUUCAUGUGCUUCAAGGUGUUCGGAUAAACACUGGUUUGGGAAUCCUGGGAGUGCAAAAAGGAAGCUAUGGAGAGGCACCCACACAGAGCACUUGAACCUCUUGUUGUCUGGAGGGAAAAACACAAACAUACUACCAACCUAAAUAAGGUGAUUACGGGCUCCUUGUUUGAAGUACCUUUUCCCCCCCCUGUUUGUUUUUCCCACUUUCAAAUGUACUCAAAAACUUUAUAAAUUGUAAUGAAUCGAUUUACAGUUUUAUUUCCUAAAAGCCUUUUACCUGUUGUAAUGUGCAGGACCCUUCUCCUUUGCUGGGAGAGACAGGUAGUUACCUGAAUCUAGGUUGAAAAGGUUAUGUAAAAAAGAAAUUAUAAUAAAAGGGAUUACUCUGCUUUUCAAA
Ochotona princeps (American pika) is the source of this 4948-nucleotide messenger RNA. RefSeq names its product ZFP91 zinc finger protein, atypical E3 ubiquitin ligase (gene ZFP91). Gene Ontology annotation, cellular component: nucleus. The record is from RefSeq and is a predicted model, not a curated record. The transcript is spliced from 11 exons. Lineage: Eukaryota; Metazoa; Chordata; Mammalia; Lagomorpha; Ochotonidae. Gene Ontology annotation, biological process: regulation of transcription by RNA polymerase II. Bases 97 to 1833 code for a protein of 578 amino acids.